Messenger RNA from Macaca mulatta (Rhesus monkey), 3794 nucleotides. NCBI's taxonomy places the organism in Eukaryota, Metazoa, Chordata, Mammalia, Primates, Cercopithecidae. The record is from RefSeq and is a predicted model, not a curated record.
UGUUUUUUUAAAAAGGUUGAGUGGCCUCACUCGGGACCGAAAAGGUGGAGUCCCCGCCCCCGGUGCAGCAGCGAAGACAAACGGAGCCACCUGUGAGAGGGCUGUGGGCGGGGGGACCGGGCCGUGAGGGCCUUGGAACCGGAGGGUGAGUGCCGUUGAGCGCACGCUCAGAGCAGACCGCUAGCAGGAGGCAGGAUGUGAUAGUCUAAGACCCUGGAAGCUGACGGCCAGAGGGAGGGAAAGGUGGUCACAGAGGAGAGGCAAAGCAACGGGAGGUGGAGGAUCCUGGAGGUGACUGCAAGGAGAGUACGCAGUGGCGAGGGGCUGCAGAAGCGGACCCAGUGACUUCUGCGCCGACGCGGUGCAGGCAGGAGAGAGGAAGAGAGGGGAGCGCGGUGGCGCUGCGGGCUGGCCCCGCCGGGGAGGGGGCUGCCAUGUCCCGUGAGCGGCCCCCGGGCACCGACAUUCCCCGCAACCUGAGCUUUAUUGCCGCGCUAACGGAGCGCGCCUACUACCGUAGCCAGCGGCCCAGCCUCGAGGAGGAGCCAGAGGAGGAGCCAGGCGAGGGCGGGACGCGGUUCGGGGCACGAUCCCGCGCUCACGCACCUAGUCGGGGCCGCCGGGCCCGCUCAGCACCAGCCGGAGGCGGCGGGGCUCGGGCGCCCCGCAGCCGUAGCCCAGACACCCGCAAGAGAGUGCGUUUCGCCGACGCACUGGGGUUGGAGCUGGCUGCCGUGCGCCGCUUCCGUCCCGGUGAGCUGCCCCGGGUGCCCCGCCACGUGCAGAUCCAACUGCAGAGGGACGCCCUCCGCCACUUCGCGCCCUGCCAGCCCCGCGCCCGCGGCCUCCAGGAGGCGCGCGCCGCCCUGGAGCCGGCCAGCGAGCCCGGCUUCGCCGCCCGCUUGCAGGCGCAGCGCAUCUGCCUGGAACGCGCGGAGGCGGGCCCGAUGGGCGUGGCCGGGAGCGCGCGCGUGCUGGACCUGGCCUACGAGAAGCGCGUGAGCGUGCGCUGGAGUGCCGACGGCUGGCGGAGCCAACGCGAGGCGCCCGCCGCCUACGCCGGCCCGGCCCCGCCUCCGCCGCGCGCCGACCGCUUCGCCUUCCGCCUGCCCGCGCCGCCGAUUGGGGGCGCCCUGCUCUUCGCUUUGCGCUACCGUGUGACAGGUCACGAGUUCUGGGACAACAACGGCGGCCGUGACUAUGCUCUACGUGGGCCCGAGCACCCGGGCAGUGGCGGAGCCCCGGAGCCCCAGGGCUGGAUCCACUUUAUCUGAGACGAGGCGCCUGUGGCCGACGGCUGAAAACACCAAAGGAACCUGGCCACUGCUCCUUGGUCCUUGGCAUUAGGACGGGAUUCCCUUGUCACCUCUGACAGUUCCUGGCUGCAGUGUCCGGACUGGCUGGGGAGUGAUGACAGGUAGCCAUCAGAGCUCCAGCCUCCAGGCAGCUUUAGGGAUUAAAAUGGAGGCCAAAGCAACUCCAGACCUGUUUUUAUAGCCAAAUACUGUGGUGCCUCAGGGGUUGUACACUCAGGGGCUUCCAGGAAAAUGCCAACCUUACCUUUCUGGAGUGCCUUUUAAUAACCUCCAAGCACUUUAUGGACUGUUUGUCGAGGGACGGUGAAUCAGGAAAAUGACUAUUCUGAUUUCCUUUGUCUCCGAAAAGGAAUUCCCUGACUAUAUAACUUUGGGCAAGUUACUUCACCUCUUUGUGCCCCAGUUUUUUCCUUGGAAAACUGGAUUUAGGUUAGAUGAUCUUUUAAGGCUCCUUGUAUGAUAUUUUGUGAUCUGUACAUGGCAGAGUAUAGAUUAGAAGCCACAUUUUGCAACCUAGUGUUAUGGUUCAGAAUACAUAGUACCCCAAGCGUCUGGCUGGGGCCGAGGAUGGGUCCUCCAGUUCUUGGCACAGAUGUUCCAGAGCCCACGAAGCAUCCCAUAACCAACCAUCAGCCCAUCAUCUGCUCCAUUUUGCUCUUGCCCUCACAGACUUUCAGCCUCCAUGCUCUGAGACAACUGUGGAUAGGUACAUCUCUUUUGGUGAAAAUGAUGCUUGAGAACCCAAAAGAUUAAAGGAAACAAUGUUAGGGGCUUUUGUGGGGAUAAAAGAUAAUGGGUAUGUGGAAUAGAAACAUUUCAAAUGAAGAAUCAAAACAUUUCAGUCAAUCCACUUGGUUGUAAAAAAACAAAACAAACAAAUAAAACACCUAAGCAACUUGAAUAGUAAAUGGCACCAGAAGAUGGCAGUCUGCUCCAUAACCAGAGCAAGUACAGUGGGAAAGCUGGACUCUCAUACCCACUCACAUUCAUGCCUUAUGUCUCUCCUCCUGGUUAACCUUAACAGGGGAGUGAUUCCUCUGCUGGUUGCUGCUUUUCCUUUUCUCUUACCCUAUUCCUAACCUCUUUGCUUCUCUCUUUCUUUCCUUGUGUCUCUCCCUUCUCAUCACUUUUUUUCUUUUAACAUACAGGGCAUUUACCUUCAUUUUGUCUAUUUCCAUUUGUUUCCUUCUUCAUUCUUGUUCAUCUCUGUUAUUCCUUCUCCCUCCAGAAGGGAUGGAAACCCUAUUUUCUUUUCUCCAAGACUGUGGUUGGUCUACUUUCCUCACUCGGGCUCCUUGACAGUCUUCUAGAAGAGAGAAGGAGGAAAAGAAGCAGUUUCUGAUGUUACAAAUGAACAAGGAUCUCCCAGGUAACCAACUCUCCACACCCAUUUCUGUUACUAAUUUUUCAAAGAGAAAUUUCUGGUUCCCCUUCUUCCUUAUCACUGAGUGAAGGGGGACGGGCAUGCACAUGUGCCCAUACAUGCAUUCAGAAUAGAGUGUGGGGGCGGGUGCGAUGGAUCACGCCUGUAAUCCCAGCUCUUUGGGAGGCUGAGGCAGGUGGAUCAUUUGAGGUCAGAAGUUCAAGACCAGCCUGGCCAACAUAGUGAAACCCUGUCUCUACUAAAAAUACAAAACUUAGCCGUGCAUGGUGACUCAUGCCUGUAGUCCCAGCUACUCAGGAGGCUGAGGCAGGAGAAUCACUUUAACGGGGAGAUGGAGGUUGCAGUGAGCUGAGAUUGCGCCACUGCACUCCAGCCUGGGUGACAGUGAGACUCCGUACCAAAAAAAAAAAAAAAAAAGAAUAGAAUAUGGGGCUCGUUACCAUGCCCCUCCUGUCCACAACCUUAGUCUUUGAGAAAUGAUGACUGAAAGAGAGGAACCCUCCAAGUCAUUCCUCAAACAAAUGCCCAUUUAAACAUCAUCCUUGUGAAGAAAACAGGAAGAAUGUCAUGUACCACAUGGAUCACCUUCAGUUCAAAGUUGCAGCAAAGUGAAGAAAGAAACUACUGGAAGCCACCCAGCAAUGCACUGUUUAGUCAUCAAUUAGGAGCCCACGGGAGGAUAAUAGGGAGACUGGGUGGAGGCUCAGUUUGUAAUAAUCUCUUGUCUAAUGUAUGUGUGUCACUGCCAUGUUGUAUUAACAAUAGUGAGGGCUCACAUUUACUUAAUACUUGUGUGCUAAAAUCUGUUUUUUUUUUCUUUCCAGAACUAUGACUCGAUCAUAAAAUCUGUUUUGUUUGCAUGCAUGCCCAAAACAACCCUAUGAGUAGAACAUUAUCAUUAUCUGUAUUUUAGAGAUGAGGAAACAGGAUCAGAGAAGCUCAGUGAUUUGUUCAAGAUCACACAGCUAGUAAAUGGCAGAAGUAGGAUUGUGAACCCAGGGAAUCUCCAGAGCCUCUGUGUAACCAUGAUGUUAUAUUUUUUUCCUCUUUUAAAACAAAAUUAAAAACCUUGCUAUAAUCUCUUACUAUGAAAA